Messenger RNA from Astrephomene gubernaculifera, 1692 nucleotides. Lineage: Eukaryota; Viridiplantae; Chlorophyta; Chlorophyceae; Chlamydomonadales; Astrephomenaceae. The record is from the annotation of a GenBank genome assembly.
CGGAAAUACAGUUUGUGAGUUUACAUAAAUAAUGGCAAUAAACAUGCCGACGCCAUCCGACUUCUGCGGUCGUAGCGCAUCCUUACCUGCGCACCCAACACAUCGUUGCACUUUGAAAUGCGAACGCUUGUCACGUUUUGUCCCUUCAAGACAUUUGGGUCGGCCGUCGGCGCUAAGGGCGUCGACCAGCCAACAAGGAAUUCACGUGCAGAACGGAGGAGCUAAUUUAGCGGAAUUCCUAAAGCCAAGCCCACACGCUACCACCCACAAUUCUGGAGGAAGACACCACUUUCGCGGUAGCGUUGCAUCGCUGGCGCUCGCGGCUUCUCUCAUCCUCUUUGGCGACUCCUCUGCAGCCGUGCAAGCGAGCGAAACCGUGACUCCCAGCAAAGCUUCCCUAGAUGUGCAACAAGCCUAUGACAGGUACUCGUCCAAGUACGACGACCUAGACGGCGGCGUGGCAGCGGAGGUCUUGGGCUUCCCGCAGCUGCGUCAAGCGCUGUUGCAGCAGGCCCAGGGCCGUGUGCUCGAGGUGGCAGUGGGUACGGGACUCAACCUGCCGUACUACCGGUGGGGGGAACCGACAGCAGCAGGAGCAGGAGCGGCAGCAGCAGGAGCGGCUCCAUCGCCUUCACAGCAGCUGCAGCAGUCGCAACCUGGGGAGGAGAAGCAACAGCAACAGCCGACUGGGGAGCCCACCACAUCAGUCGUGUCAACAGCUGCUGCCAACCAGCGAACACCCCCAGCCGCAGCUGCCUCCGCCACUGCUGUUGCUGUUCGGGGUGUAACCUCGCUCGAUGCAGCCGACCUCAGUCCCGGCAUGCUAGACCAGGCGCAACGCCGAGUGGCAGCGGCGGCGGAGCUGUCAGGCCGCCGCAUCUCCUUCGUGCAAGCUGACGUGGCGGCCCUGCCGUACGGCGAUGAGUCAUUCGACACUGUGGUGGACACCUUCAGCCUCUGCGUCUUCCCCGACCCGCAGGCGGCGCUGAGGGAGAUGGCCCGGGUGCUCCGUCCCGGCUCCUCCGGCGGGCGCCUGCUGCUGCUGGAGCACUGCCGCGCCGCCGCCCACCCGCUGCUGGCGGCCUACCAGGACCUCACCGCGGGGGCGGUGGCGGCGCUGGGCAAGGGCUGCGUGUGGAACCAGGACGUGGAGGGCAUGGUGGCGGCGGCGGGGCUGCAGGUGGUGGAGGUGCAGCGGGCGGCGGCGGGGACGGUGGAGAUGCUGGUGGCGACAAAGUAGGGGGCGGGGCAGCAGGCCAGCAGCGGGCGUUGCAGGGGGGCAGCAGUGAUGUGCGGCUGCAUGUCGGAUGCCCAGGGUGUGGUGUAGGGCAGUAGCAGCUGGGUGGGGGGUGACCGGAUGCAUGGUUUGAAACGGCCCUGGGACUCGCCGGUAUUGUGACAUGAGGUUGUUGAGCGCGAGUAGCGCCACCGGGGAAUGAGGUGGAUAUUGGUAGGCAGGAGGGGUUGCUGGUGGCAGCUGUCAGCAAACAAAAGCCGGCUGUUCUGCGGCUGCUGCUGCUAGGCUGCGUGUGUAUCAACGGCAGUAGCAAAGGUGCAACAACUGUGCAUGCGAAAGUAAAAGUUUUUCCCAAGGAGUACCCAGGAGGCAUGGUAGGCUGCCGGGAGGAAAGGGGCUACGGUUGCAUGCUGCGGUCUACAUGACCCAUGGGUCAUCAGGAUGGUGAGAUGGGC